AUUUUUGUUUUGAAGUCGGUGCAAUGAACAAGAUGCCAAAAUAGUCAUGAAAUAUGGGGAAUUGCUAUGACUGUUUGAGCCCACAACCUGAUACAACACCAGAUCCAGAUACGAGAAGACAACAGCAAAUUGAAGCUGCAGAAAGACGACAAAAAGAGGCAGAGAGUAGGGGAGUCAAAGACCCAGAACGACUAAAACGGCAGCAAAAACGAARGGAAGAAGCUGAGAAUGCAGCGACAGCUCAAGGGAAUAAUGAUGGCGGACUCAAAUGGACUGUUGGCUAAAUCAUGAGGAAUCACAAAAAAAAAUGUUUUGUUUGACGUAUAACUUUUGCAUAAGAAAAAAAGGGCAUAGCUGUCAACUUGUACAUUUGCCAAAAUUAUGGAAUUCAAUUGAAAAUUAAGUUAAUGAAGACAGUGUAAAUAGCUCUAGAAAUAAAAAUAAAAUAACAAAAAUCUGA
This is a messenger RNA of Exaiptasia diaphana, 460 nucleotides long. RefSeq names its product small VCP/p97-interacting protein. Gene Ontology annotation, cellular component: endoplasmic reticulum membrane. Gene Ontology annotation, biological process: negative regulation of VCP-NPL4-UFD1 AAA ATPase complex assembly; negative regulation of retrograde protein transport, ER to cytosol; positive regulation of autophagy. The coding region runs from base 54 to 284 and encodes 76 amino acids. The transcript is spliced from 4 exons. The record is from RefSeq and is a predicted model, not a curated record. NCBI's taxonomy places the organism in Eukaryota, Metazoa, Cnidaria, Anthozoa, Actiniaria, Aiptasiidae.